AUGACAAACCUUGUAACCCCAAUAAACAUAGAGGUAGACCAAUUACCAGUGAUUAUACCAAUAAACCUAGUUUAUAGUAACUCUGAAUCUAAUCAUAAUAGCAACCAUAAAAAGCUAUUUACAAGAAUUUAUUUCGAAAUAAAAAAUAUACCUAAUGUUCAUUGCGUUUAUGAUCCUAGUAGUUCCAACACUAACAAUAUUCUAUACAAUCAGGGCAAAAAGAAUGAUAGCAACAACAGCAAUAUAAGUGUAAAUAAUCAUACCCUUGACAAGAUGCAGGAUACCACAAUCUCUACUGUUACUGAUCUAAAUUCUAAGCUAAACCAUAUUACACCUCCUGUUAAUAUUAAUAAUCUCACCAAAAAAAAAAAUUCGUCUGUUAGCCUUACUGAAAACAAUGCUACCCUGCAUCCCGCCAAUAUGGGUUCUAAUAUUGUAACUAAUGCUCUUGCCAAAGAUAAUGACUUUAAUAACAAGGGGAACAACAUAAAGAAUAAGAGCGGUCAGGACAAUUUUAAUUAUAAUGCUGCAGCUAAAACCCUCGCGACCAAUAGAUUAGACAGUAAUGAAUUUGAAGAUGGUAUUUUUUCAAGUGAUAUGAAUAACCUUUCUAGCGAAAAUAAUUUUUAUUUAGAUAACAGCAAAAACCAUAGCGAAGGCUUAAAUGAUGAAAGCGACUGUACUAUCGGGCCACCGCGCAUUAGCAAUGAAAAUAACACACCUAAUACCAUUGCUAGCAGUAUAAGAAAAGGUGAUAAAGGGAAUAAUAAUGAAAGGGAAAAUGAAGAAUAUAGCAAUGAAGAUGAUGAAAAUGUGAGUGAAGCCAGUUUCUCUUCUACAUUUUCAGGCACAACCGCCACAGCAAGUACAGCUGCUUCUAAAAAUAUUGCACCAGGCGACAGUAAAUAUAGCAACGUAAAUGAUCUCGUAUUUAAAUUUAAUGACCAAAUAGUCUAUAAAAGAUUUGGCAUUAAACUAAUGAUGCUAAAAUCAAAAAAAAAUCCGAAUAUAACUUAUCCUAAAGCUGUUACGCAAAGCAAUAUAGAUACAAACUCCCCGGAUAUCACGGUGAAAAAUAUUUGGCUAGAGUACAAGAAACCAUUCCCGCCUUUUAAUCUAUCCAUUGAGUAUUUAGAAAACAAGUACGGAUCAAAAUGGAGAACAGAUAACGGACGUGUCCCUAAAAAUAGCUUCAAUACAAAAAUAAGUAGAAGAUUACGUAUCGUCAAAGCCAUUAAAACAGGUAUGAAAAAAUUGCAUUAUAAUGAAGAACAAGCAAUAGAUAUAUUACAAAAAUAUUUAAAUGAAAAGGGAAGUGGUUGCAUAUCAUAUUAUUUCAACAAAUUAAACCUACCCGAUAAUUUCAAAUAA
Molecule: messenger RNA, 1371 nt
Organism: Saccharomycodes ludwigii
Lineage: Eukaryota; Fungi; Ascomycota; Saccharomycetes; Saccharomycodales; Saccharomycodaceae
Product: transcription activator GCR1-like domain-containing protein
Exons: 1
Coding region: 1-1371 (456 amino acids)
Source: RefSeq, a predicted model, not a curated record